Molecule: messenger RNA, 1014 nt
Organism: Podospora bellae-mahoneyi
Lineage: Eukaryota; Fungi; Ascomycota; Sordariomycetes; Sordariales; Podosporaceae
Exons: 4
Coding region: 1-1014 (337 amino acids)
Source: RefSeq, a predicted model, not a curated record
AUGCACUGGAGCUCCGCUGCAGCUCUUGCGCUGGUCGCUCCGGCGUCAGCCCUGCUUCGAUUCGGCUGUUCUCAGUUGGUCGUUGAGCGAACCGAUCCCCUCGUCAACCCCGGCGUGGCACCAUCUCCGCAUCUUCAUCAGAUUAUCGGUGGUAAUGCCUUCAAUAUUUCCAUGGAAGCCGCUGCCGGUGAUAUCGCCAAGAAGGCGACUUGCACAACUUGCCAAUUCUCCGAAGACUUUUCCAACUACUGGACAGCAGUGUUGUUCUUCAAGGCGAGAAAUGGAAGCGUCCAUCGAGUACCGCAGAUUCCUAACGCCGGCUUCGAAGGUUCCAAUGGUGGCAUGACUGUGUAUUACAUGCAAGACGGCCUGGUCAACUACCAGCAAACUUCCAAGGUGACGGCGUUCAAGACUGGCUUCCGUAUGCUCAUCGGCGAGGCCAUGUACCGCAACCGAGCCCAGGCAUCCAAGUUCCGUCAAAUCACCUACACCUGCCUCAAGACUUUUGGCACGCGUUAUCCCGAGACAAUGGAUUUCCCCAAGGAGCCAUGCAACUUCGGAAUUAUGUCCAACGUUCGUUUCCCAACCUGUUGGGACGGAAAGAAUCUUGACUCUCCCGAUCACAUGGCGCACAUGUCAUAUCCCGAGUCUGGAACCUUCGAAGGCGGUGGUCCUUGCCCAGCUUCGCACCCAGUGCGUGUGCCUCAGCUCAUGUACGAGGUUAUCUGGGACACAAGGCAGUUCAACAACAAGGACUUAUGGCCCGAGGAUGGGUCUCAGCCUUUCCUGUGGUCGAUGGAUGAUUCGACUGGCUUCGGAUCGCAUGGUGACUACAUGUUUGGCUGGUUGGACGACUCGCUACAGCGUGCCAUGGACAGUCCCUGCUACGUCAACUGCCCGACUCUCAAGAGCCAGAGCAUCUCGGCGAUGAACCAGUGCUCGGUACCGACCGUGGUCGACGAGCCCAUCAAUGGCUGGCUCAAAGCACUUCCCGGCGCUGCGGAGGAAUCUUAG